Tarenaya hassleriana is the source of this 1952-nucleotide messenger RNA. Its product is annotated as U4/U6 small nuclear ribonucleoprotein PRP4-like protein. The transcript is spliced from 6 exons. Lineage: Eukaryota; Viridiplantae; Streptophyta; Magnoliopsida; Brassicales; Cleomaceae. Gene Ontology annotation, cellular component: U4/U6 x U5 tri-snRNP complex. Gene Ontology annotation, molecular function: U6 snRNA binding; protein binding; U4 snRNA binding. Gene Ontology annotation, biological process: mRNA splicing, via spliceosome. The coding region runs from base 172 to 1800 and encodes 542 amino acids. The record is from RefSeq and is a predicted model, not a curated record.
CGAACGGGUCGACCCGUCUCACCGCCUGACGGUUCUCCUAGUGAAGCUUCGACGCUAACCCAAAGCUUUAGGAUUUUUUCUUCUUCCGAAUCUUCUGCUGUGCUGUCGCUGUGGUUGCUUGUGGGUAUUUUCUCUACAGUCUUUGUGGGUGUUUUCUUGGUUUAAGGCAACAUGGAGGCUGAAAAAGAAGAAAAUGUUUCAUCGACUUCUGGCUCUGUCCCUUCAGCUUCAGUUCCAGGCCUCUCUUCCAUACCGGCUGUGGCCGCACCUUCUUUUCCCCCGCCAAUUGCUCCAAUUCCAAUGGUUCCUCAUCCUCCAGUUGUCCGCCCACCUACAUUUCGGCCACCUGCCCCACCACAGAAUGGUGAAGCUGAAGCCAGUGACUCAGAUACCGAAUCAGAAGAUGGACAUUAUAUCUCUGAAGAAAGCAGACAAGUGAGAGAGAGACAGGAAAAGGCAAUGCAAGAGCUGCUGAUAAAGCGUCGGGCUGCUGCUCUAGCAGUUCCCACGAAUGACAAAGCCGUUAGAGAGCGUCUGAGACGGCUCGGUGAACCCAUGACUCUCUUUGGAGAACAAGAAAUGGAGAGAAGAGCCAGAUUGGCACAGCUUAUGGCUAGGCUUGAUAUUGAAGGGCAAUUGGAUAAACUAUUGAAAGCUCAUGAAGAAGAGACAGCUCCUAGAGAGGAAGUGGAGGAUGAAAUACCUGAAUACCCGUUUUAUACCGAGGGUCCACGGGAGCUUAAAGAGGCUAGAAUGGAUAUUGCCAUGUUUUCUAUGAACAGGGCUGCUGUCAGGCUUCAGCGUGCAAAGAGGAGAAGGGAUGAUCCGGAUGAAGAUAUGGAUGUAGAGAUAAAAUGGGCUUUGAAGCAAGCUGAAGGCAUGGUCCUUGAUUGCAGCAACUUUGGGGAUGAUCGUCCUCUUUCUGGCUGCUCCUUCUCGAGAGAUGGAAAAAUACUUGCCACAUGUUCUUUGAGUGGAGUUGCUAAAUUGUGGGAGAUGCCUCAAGUCACGAACAAGGUUGCUGUUAUGAAGGACCACAAAGAGCGUGCAACAGAUGUCGUGUUCUCCCCUGUGGACGAUUGUCUGGCAACUGCUUCUGCUGACCGAACUGCAAAGUUGUGGAAAACCGACGGAACACUUCUCCAAAGCUUCGAUGGUCAUUUGGAUCGUCUUGCUCGUAUUGCCUUCCACCCAUCAGGGAAGUACCUUGGAACAACAAGCUUUGACAAAACAUGGAGAUUAUGGGAUAUAAACACAGGAAAAGAGCUGCUUCUGCAAGAAGGACACAGCCGGAGCGUGUACGGAAUUGCAUUUCACCAUGAUGGGUCAUUAGCUGCUUCUUCUGGGCUUGAUUCACUUGUACGGGUUUGGGAUCUCCGUACUGGAAGGAGCAUUCUUGCGUUUGAAGGUCAUAUCAAACCGGUUCUUGGGGUGAGCUUUUCACCAAAUGGGUAUCACUUAGCAUCUGGUGGUGAGGAUAAUCUUUGUCGGAUUUGGGAUCUAAGAAUGAGAAAGUCAUUAUACACUAUACCAGCUCACUCAAACCUUAUAUCUCAAGUGAAGUUUGAACCUCAAGAAGGAUACUUCCUGGUCACCGCCUCUUACGACAUGAAAGUAAAGAUAUGGUCGGGUCGAGAUUUCCAGCAUGUGAAAACAUUAUCAGGGCAUGAAGCAAAAGUAACUUGUCUGGAUAUUACAGCAGAUGGUAGUCAUAUUGCAACUGUGUCUCAUGAUCGCACCAUCAAGCUCUGGGCCAGCGGCGGCAGCGAAGAAGAAGAAGGAAGAAUGGACGUGGAUUAGUGAAUGUAGCGAUCGAAACUGGUUUCUGAAAUUAGAUCUCAGAGGAUGCCUUGCAAUAACACUUUGACCAUCUUUUUACAUAAUGAUUGAAAAUGAAGAUUUUUUUUCAUAACAUAAAUACUUAUGUUUAUAAAGAUUUGAAAUCUUGAAUA